Messenger RNA from Medicago truncatula (barrel medic), 2688 nucleotides. RefSeq lists its product as uncharacterized. Bases 165 to 2249 code for a protein of 694 amino acids. Gene Ontology annotation, biological process: translation. The transcript is spliced from 3 exons. Gene Ontology annotation, molecular function: protein binding; structural constituent of ribosome; mRNA binding. NCBI's taxonomy places the organism in Eukaryota, Viridiplantae, Streptophyta, Magnoliopsida, Fabales, Fabaceae. Gene Ontology annotation, cellular component: ribosome; eukaryotic translation initiation factor 4F complex. The record is from RefSeq and is a predicted model, not a curated record.
GUGACUCACCAACUAGUAGAAGAUGAAAAGUUAAAGCUAAAUUGUACUGUAGGCGACACUUCACUUCUACAUCUUUCUUCUGCAUUUCAAUCAUCAACUGGGUUGAGAUCAUACUUGAAGGUGAAGCUAUUGUUGUCAUUUUGUUAACAAAUAUUAAUCCAUAAAUGGAAAGAAAUAGCCGUUCCGGGAAGAGGGGUAAAGAGUUGUAUUAUUUGAUGAUCCACAAGGCUGAGAAGAAGGAAGAGGCAAAACAGAGGCAACUGAGAGCUAUCUUGAACAAACUAACUCCUCAGAAUUUCGAUAGACUUCUUGAACAAGUAAAAGCAGUUAAUAUUGACAACACGAUCACUCUCAGUGGUGUCGUCUCACAAAUCUUUGAGAAGGCUCUGAUGGAACCUAUCUACUGUGAAAUGUAUGCCAACUUCUGCUCACAUUUAGCUUCCGAGUUGCCUGAUUUGAGCAUGGACAACGAAAAGAUAAAUUUUAAAAAGUUAUUAUUAAACAAAUGCCAGGAGGAAUUUGAGAGGGGUGAACGACAACAAAAAGAGGCAAAUAAGGUUGAUGAGGCCGAGGCCAAGGUUGAGGUCAAUCUGUCAAAUGAAGAAAGGGAGCAGAGAAGAACCAAGGAAAGAAUGCGCAUGUUAGGAAACAUCAGAUUGAUUGGAGAACUAUAUAAGAAGAAAAUGUUGACAGAGAGGAUAAUGCAUGAGUGUAUAAAGAAGUUAAUAGGUCAGGGUCAGUAUCCUGAUGAGGAAGAUGUUGAGUAUCCUGAUGACGAAGAUGUUGAGGCUCUGUGCAAGCUGAUGAGUAUUAUUGGGGAGAUGAUUGACCAUCCCAAAACUAAGGAACAUAUGGGUGUAUAUUUCGAAAAGUUGAAAAUAUUAUCAAACAACAUGAAUCUAUCUUCUAUGGUGAGGUUUAUGUUGAAGGACGUAAUUGAUUUGAGAAGGAAUAGAUGGCAAGUAAGGAGGAAAGUUGAUGGUCCAAAGAAAAUUGAGGAGGUACACAGAGAUGCUGUGGAAGAGAGGCAGGCUCAAGCACAAGCUGGUAGCAUGGGUCGUGGUAUGGGAAACAAUCAAUCUCCAAGAAGCAACCCCAUGUUAAGGAACGAUGAUCGGAAUCUCAACAGGCCUGUUGCAAUUUCACCUCACACUCAGUCACAAGGGCCAAUUGUCUCUCAAAAUGCUUAUUCAGAUGAACGACUUCGGGACAUGUGCUUAUCAGCAAUCAGAGAAUACUACAGCUUCCAGCACAAGGUUGAGAAGAAGUACAAAAUAGGUAAAGUGUCAAAUGCAGAAGAGGCAAAGCAGAGGCAACUGAGAGCUAUCUUGAACAAACUAACUCCUCAAAAUUUCAAUAGGCUUCUUGAACAGGUAAAAGCAGUUAAUAUUGACAACGCAAUCAAUCUCAGUGGUGUCGUCUCACAAAUCUUCGAGAAGGCUCUGAUGGAACCUAUCUUCUGUGAAAUGUAUGCCAACUUUUGCUCACAUCUGGCUUAUCAGUUGCCUGAUUUGAGUGUGGACAACGAAAAGAUAACUUUUAAAAGGUUAUUAUUAAACAAAUGCCAGAAGGAAUUUGAGAGGGGUGAACGAGAAAUAGAAGAGGAUAAUAAGGUUGAUGAGGCCGAGGGUGAGGUCGAGCUGUCAAAUGAAGAAAGGGAGCAGAGAAGAACCAAGGCAAGAAGGCGCAUGUCAGGAAACAUCAGAUUUAUUGGAGAACUAUAUAAGAAGAAAAUGUUGACAGAGAGGAUAAUUCAUGAGUGUAUAAAGAAGUUACCAGGUCUGUGUCAGGAUCCUGAUGAGAAAGAUGUUGAGGCUCUGUGCAAGCUGAUGAGUUCUAUCGGGGAGAUGAUUGACCACCCCAAAGCUAAGGAACAUAUGGAUGUAUAUUUCGAAAGUUUGAAAAUAUUAUCAAACAACAUGGAUUUAUCUUCUAGGGUGAGGUUUAUGUUGAAAGAUGUAAUUGAUUUGAGAGGGAAUAGAUGGCAAGUAAUGAGGAAAGUUGAUGAAAAGGUGACGAAGGGGUUUAUCACGGCGAUGAAAAGGUGGGGAUUGGAUCCGACGAAGAAAGUGAUGUUUUUUAUGAUGGAGGUGGAGGAGAAAGUGUUGUUGGCUAGUAGGAAUACUGGGACAUUGAAGAUUUUGACGCCGAGGACAUUGAAUUUGUAUGAUGUUUUGAAUGCUGAUAAGAUUGUUUUUACUCCUGGUGCUGUGGAUUAUUUGAAUGGUAGGUAUGGGGAUAUUGAAUAAGAUGAUGAAGGUGAUUAUAAUGAAGAAGCAGUUGUAGAAGAUGGUGAAGAAGGUAAAUUAUUAGUAUUAUAGCAGUAUUAAUGAUGAUUAGUGAUAAAAUUGUUAAUUGUUACUGUAUCUUGAAUUGUUCAUUUAUGUUCUUAGUAUUUGGAUAUUGACAAGUUUCUGACACCAGUCAUGCCUUUCACAAGAAGCGUCGGUGCUAAUGUGCUGUAGUCAUAGGCGUAGUCAAGUUUUUAAAUUGAAGUUGCUCUUAUGAUUGUGUGCAAUCGUUGAUAUGCUGAUAACUGUGGUCAAAUUUGGUUGAUGCAAUUGUGGUUGUGGAGACGUACAAAUUCAAGUAUUAUUUAAGGAUAUUUAUUUGUCUCUUACAAUCACAUUUUGUUGUAACCUAGUAAUUGUUUUGAAUCAAUGUUGUUGCAUGUAGUUCCUUUCUUCA